Messenger RNA from Marmota monax (woodchuck), 1032 nucleotides. RefSeq lists its product as uncharacterized. NCBI's taxonomy places the organism in Eukaryota, Metazoa, Chordata, Mammalia, Rodentia, Sciuridae. The transcript has 4 exons. The coding region runs from base 1 to 1011 and encodes 336 amino acids. The record is from RefSeq and is a predicted model, not a curated record.
AUGUGUGCUGUGUUCACAGUCAUUACUGCAGUUAUGGUUGAGUUUCCAGAACAGCGGGAGCGUGCUCCCAGUGCCCCUGGCUGUGCCUCUCACCCUGCCCUGGCCCCUUGGAGAUGGCGCGGGCUUUCCAAUCCGCCUCCAGUACUUCAGCUCCGUGCAGGCAGAAGAGGGAAGCCAGGGGUGGCUCGGGGCCUCGGCGCGGACUCCCCACCGCCCUCGGGCCGUUCCGGGAAGCCGGCCUUCCGGAGGCGGCGCGGCGGCCACGGCCAUGCCAAGGGCGCGAGGCGCGGGCCAGGCCCAGCGGGCGGCCGCCAGGCGGGGGAGCUAGCGCCGGGCGCGCCUCUCGCGCUAAACGCUUCCAGGCGCCUCGCUGCAGAGAAAAGAAGUGUGUACUCCAACUUCAAAUCUGUGUCCAAGAUCUCACCAGAGGACAUUUGGCACAAUGAAGAGGAGGAGGAAGAGGAAGAGGAAGAAAUGGGGAUCAAGACACUCCUCUCAGUGCCCAGGCAGGAGUCGGUGUGGGGGCUGGUGGCCUGGCCCAGAGCCUCUCUGGAGCAGACUCCUUGGUGGGAAGACCUGAAUUUCUCCCUGCCCCCGCUCCGUGGGCCCUGUGAGUGCAACCUGGGGGCAAAGGUGACCCUCACCCCCCAGCCCUCCCCGGCCUCCAGCUCCACCCUUCAAACCUUGCCCUACUUGUCAUCCAAGUUGGAACUCACUUCUCUGGGGGACCAGCCUCAGAAAGAGCCUUCUCCGUCAGCUUCCCACAAGAAGACCCCCAAGAUCAGGAGGAGGCAUCACCACAAGGCCAGGCGCCAGGCCUCCCCUAAGAAAUCCACUGCCUCACAGGCCCUGCAGCGACAGCUAGCCCCAAUGUCAGUGUGGCCUCCGAUUAGUAUCAAAGCCCCCGCCAAGGGUUCAGCUCUCCAAAGUGGCCAUGCACCCUUUGCCAAAGAGGACUCACACUCCUCAGGUACUGGUGACCACCCCUUGCCCCAGCUUUCUCCCAAAUAAAUAUUUUUGUUAGAUCAGCAA